CGGAGGCGGCGCGGCGGAGGCGGAGCGGGCGCUGCGGCAGGAGGGAAGAUGGCGGACGAGGAGAAGCUGCCGCCCGGCUGGGAGAAGCGCAUGAGCCGCAGCUCAGGCCGGGUGUACUACUUCAACCACAUCACCAACGCCAGCCAGUGGGAGCGGCCGAGCGGCAACAGCAGCAGCGGCGGCAAAAAUGGCCAGGGGGAGCCCACCAGGGUCCGCUGCUCACAUCUGCUGGUCAAGCACAGCCAGUCACGGCGGCCCUCGUCCUGGCGGCAGGAGAAGAUUACCCGGACCAAGGAAGAGGCCCUGGAGCUGAUUAACGGCUACAUCCAGAAGAUCAAGUCAGGAGAGGAGGACUUUGAAUCUCUGGCCUCACAGUUCAGCGACUGCAGCUCGGCCAAGGCCAGGGGAGACCUGGGUGCCUUCAGCAGAGGUCAGAUGCAGAAGCCAUUUGAAGACGCCUCCUUUGCGCUGCGGACGGGGGAGAUGAGCGGCCCCGUGUUCACGGAUUCUGGCAUCCACAUCAUCCUGCGCACCGAGUGAGGGUGGGGCGGCCGGACCUCGCCCGCGGGGUGGGGCGGGCGGGACAGGGCGGCUGGGCCUGCAGACUCCACUCCCCGCUCCCUGCUAGUGUCCGCAGUAUUUAUUGUUCCCAGAGUGGCUGGGGGGCUCUUCCCCGGGGGGAGCUCCCUGUGCGCCCCUGGUUGGGGCUGUCCCUGCCAGACUCUCCUCCCCUUUAGGAAUUGACUUCAGAAGGGCAGCCGGGCUGGGGAGGCCCCCAGACCCAGGGACUGGGGGUGACCUGUCCCAAAGAGAAGGCUUGGUUAUCUGAGCUGUCCCCUGUGUCCCCUUGGGUCCAGGACGGGAGCCGGAGGGCCUUAAGUUGUUUCUGGUUAUGCCAUGUUCCUCUGUUGCAAAAAGCAGAUGCUGUGCGUGUGGCCUGGGGGGCCGUGGGGCUCUCUCGGCAACAGUGCAGCACCCCCUAUACCCUGAUUAAACCUGGAACCACUG
This is a messenger RNA of Diceros bicornis minor, 1008 nucleotides long. RefSeq names its product peptidylprolyl cis/trans isomerase, NIMA-interacting 1 (gene PIN1). The transcript is spliced from 4 exons. Gene Ontology annotation, cellular component: nucleus; cytosol. Gene Ontology annotation, molecular function: peptidyl-prolyl cis-trans isomerase activity; protein binding. The record is from RefSeq and is a predicted model, not a curated record. NCBI's taxonomy places the organism in Eukaryota, Metazoa, Chordata, Mammalia, Perissodactyla, Rhinocerotidae. The coding region runs from base 49 to 540 and encodes 163 amino acids.